AUGGCCGACACUGCGCCCGCUGCCAACGGCGGCUCCAUCGACUCCCUGAAAGGCAAUGCUCAAGCUGCCUAUACCCAGCUCGCCAACGGCCCCGUUGCUCAGAACGUCAAGGACCAGUCAGCCAAGACCAGCUCCGAGUUCUCCAACCUCGCUGCUUCCAGACAAACACCCUCCCAGCCUGCUGCCACGGGCCAGCCCUUGACACACUAUCACUCCUUCUUCUCGGAGCUGCUGUCAUGGAACAACCCGCGAGCUUCGGCCAUCGCCUACGCUAGUGUCGUAUCCUUCAUCUUCGCGGUUAGGUACCUCGACGUGCUCCGAUACGGCUUCAAGCUCACCUGGAUGGCCCUGGGCGUCACUGUCCUGGCCGAGCUUGCCGGCAAGACCGUUCUCAACAACGGCCUCGCCAGCCAGCUGCGUCCUCGCAAGUACUACACCAUCCCUCGCGAGACCCUCGAUGCUCUGAUCGGCGACGUUCACGAGCUCAUCAACUUCUUUGUCAUCGAGGCCCAGCGCGUCUUCUUUGCUGAGAAUGUCUGGGCUUCUGCUGCUGUCGCUGUCGCUGCCUUCUUCUCCUAUUAUCUCGCCAAGGUCGUUCCGUACUGGGGCCUCUCCCUGGUUGCUGCCACCAUUGUCUUCUUCGUGCCUCUCAUCUACACCUCCAACCAGGAGCUCAUCGACCACCACCUGAAGCAGGCCCAGGACGUUGUCAACACCCAGACCGAGCAGUUCCGCCAGGUUGCCAGCAAGCACACCUCCCAGGCCACUGAGAUCACCAAGCAGUACAUGGGCGAUUACACUACCAAGGCCCAGCAGAUGCUCCGCGGCCGCAGCGCUUCUCCUGAGGCCGUCACCAAGCAGCCCAAGGAGGCCGACUUCCCGGCCGUUCCCAAGGAGCCGGCCUUCCCGGCUGUUCCCAAGGAGGACUUCAAGCACGACGAGCCCGUUGCCCCCGUCGCCGUGAAGACUGAAGAGGAGCCCUUGAUCUAA
Messenger RNA from Neoarthrinium moseri, 990 nucleotides. RefSeq lists its product as uncharacterized. The transcript has 4 exons. The record is from RefSeq and is a predicted model, not a curated record. NCBI's taxonomy places the organism in Eukaryota, Fungi, Ascomycota, Sordariomycetes, Amphisphaeriales, Apiosporaceae. Bases 1 to 990 code for a protein of 329 amino acids.